Molecule: messenger RNA, 7617 nt
Organism: Xyrauchen texanus (razorback sucker)
Lineage: Eukaryota; Metazoa; Chordata; Actinopteri; Cypriniformes; Catostomidae
Product: protein transport protein Sec16A-like
Exons: 32
Coding region: 208-6723 (2171 amino acids)
Biological process (GO): Golgi organization; COPII vesicle coat assembly; autophagy
Cellular component (GO): endoplasmic reticulum exit site; ER to Golgi transport vesicle membrane
Source: RefSeq, a predicted model, not a curated record
CAGGACGCGUUCGGCAAAGAGUCAGCCGCGGUGUCCUGCACUUUUGUGAGAAACUAAUCUUCAGUCGCGCUCGUGUCGAGUUUUGUUUGUGUUGGGGCAUCUCGGACGGGAGAUAAGGGAGGUGCCACGUUGCCCUGAGCUGACACUUAAUGCAAGGAGAUUUCCAAUUAGUGUAAAUGCUUUGGAGGCUUGUGAGUGUAAGUAAAGAUGCAACCUCCUCCUCGGACAACUCCCCUUGGAGCUAGUGGACCUCCGCCUGCCUCCGGUGGUUCCAAUGCCUUCAGAAGAAACAGACCCUACAAGCAUGGCGCUGCAGCUGCUAUGACAACUGCUGCCCCACCCACCCAGCCAGUGGCUGAUCCAUUUGCCUUUGGCAGACAAGGUCUUUCUCCUUUGGCUGUGGGCAGUCAAGCUCCCCCCACAAACAGCAACCCACUUCCUAUGCAAGCCCCUCCAAUGACAGGGUUCAACCCGAAUGCUCGACCACAAGGGCCACCACCAGGAGCACAGACUGCCUCACCUGGCCCCCCACCAAGAAUUUUUACACCACAACCUGUUCCUCCAGGGCCUGGGCCAGGGCCAGGCUCCAACCCUCCUCCUGCAGAGCCAGGAUACUUUAAUUCUCAAGAACAUAUGCCCUAUAUUGCACAGUUGCCUAAUCCAGCCCCUACUUUAAGUUCUAACACAUCCCAUCCUCCUUCCACAGCCCCAACACCCCCAGUUCAAACUCCAAUGCCUUUUCAGUCCCACCCAACACCCCCAGUCCAAUCUCACUGGGUACCUGAUUACGGAAGCCGCCCACCUUCCGUUCAGAACUACUUUCAGCCAACCAGUGAUCUACCACCUCAGCAUUUCCAUUCUCAAGCCCCUCCCCUUGUGCCCUCUCCCCACACAGCCCCUCCCUUGACACAGCCCCCUCGGAAUCAAGGUCUGCCAGCUCCACCAAAUGUGACUGGGUUCACUGCAACUCCGCAACAGAACUCCCACUUCUCAGCCCAGAAUUAUUUCAGUCAAUCAGGUGGACCCUCAGAUCCAUGGUUCAGUCAGAACCCGCCACUGCGUGCCUGCCCUGUUCCCUACUCAGAAGCACCUAGUGACCCUGGAAUGCUUUCAGUAUUCUUUCGGGGUAAUGAUGUAGAAAAUAAGGAGACACUUUCAGGGGAGGGGCGUGUAAAUGGGGUUUCUCACAACUCCCACUUAAUGGCUGAGUUGUCUCCUCCGUAUUUGAAUGACAGUGGUAACAUUCGAGCUGGUGCAGGGCCAUGCGAUUCGGUGGAGAAUCUAGAAUGUGUUCCAAACCAGGAAGUGCUGCCUAGUGAACAACCACCAAGCCAUGCCUUCAUGACGGUCCCUAACUUGGAGACACCUGACUCUACUCCUCGUCUUGCCCGCUCAGCAAGUGUCUCAUCAAGCUAUAGUAAUGUCAGUCACAGCAGCGAACACGUUCCUCUCAGCGGCGGACACGGUCCUCUCAGCGGCGGACACGGUCCUCACAGUGUCACUUGCCGACAACAAAGUGUAGUGGAAACAUUUAUCCAACAGGAGAGCCCUCACCCACCAGAUCACCCUCCUUUGCACCCCUCCACUGGUGGGUACUUUGAACAAGUAGACUCCAACACAGCUGCAGAGGCAAGUCCAACCUUCCUCACUCCUAGUCCUCCUAAGCCAGUUGGUGUGUUCCAGGCAAGUGCAAAUUCUUCCUUUGAGCCUGUCCGCUCACAUAAUGUAGGUGUUCGGCCUGCAGAGAUUGAUCGUGCACGUAUGGUCAUGGAGAAGUGUGGACGUGACGUACAACCUGGCAACCUAGAACAGCCCCCAGACAACUUGGAGACCAUUUACCUAGCAGAACGCCGACCCUCAUCUCGAGCUCAGGGUGCACGACGCCCCAGUGAGAGCCCUGCUACUACACUAUGGGCUCAAAAUGACACUUCUAGUCUAGGUGCAAACAUCCUGUUAGCCCCUGCAGCACCCUCUCUGGCUGCAACAUUUGUUCCAACACAUCCAGCUGAAGUCAUCCAGCCACCGGAGGAUGGGCCCCUUGAUUUACAUCCACCUAAGCCCCACCCACAACUUCCCUCUGAAAACCUGGAGAACCCGCCGGACUCCAACCCUCAGGCAGGUUUAGGAUAUGCCUCCUUGCUAGUAGCUACACCUCCCGUAGAGGCCCUGAACCAGCCUGUGGUGAUUGCUCCACCUUCCUCUAAUUACAAUUUGAAUUCCUCUCAAAAUCCCACACAACCAUCCAAUCAAAAAUGUCUUCAAGAGGCAGCCACACCUAUUCACCCACCCUCUCAGCCAUCUAUGACCAAUCAAAUGGCUCAGAUUUCAACCAGUCAGCCUCAGCCUCUUUUCUCUCAUACACCAGAAAACUUAAAUCCUUCUUACACCCAAGGUGUCUUGAAUCUAACACGAGACACCAAAGAUACUCCACCAUCUGUUCAAGCAACCCACCCUGCUCUCUCAAGGGUGCAGUCUCAUAGCCUAUCUUUUCUGCCUUCUGUUUCCCAAGCUCCGCCUUCUGUUUCCCAAGCUCCACCUUCUGCCGCUGCCACCAAUCACAAUCAGGCUUCAAAUUAUGAACUGCUUGAUUUUUCUAUGCAUCAACCACUGUCUGCAAAUCAGGUCUCAGGCCCGGCUAUUUCUCCAUCAUCUCAUCCUUCAGCCUCGGUGAAUAACACACCUGGCUUUUACCUACAGGUCACCAAAGAUGCGCAGCUGGGAGGGCAGCCUGACAGCGAGGCUAAGCUCCUUCAGCAGACCUCUUACCCCCCUCGACCCUCCAGUAACCCACCCGACAACGACCUUACUCGCCCCUCCCACCCAGCCCAUCCACCUCCUGCUCAGUACCAGCCUCCUAUACAGGCCCCUCCCACUCAUCCUGGAGCCCCUCCCACUGGGCCUGGAUCUGUUCCACCAUCUUAUCCACCCCAGUCAGUGAACAUCGCUCCUCAAGAACCUCAAAGACCUCCUUCAGCCCUAGGUGGUCAGCCCGGUUAUGGCACUACUCCUGCGAUGCCCCUUGGUCCAGGCUAUCCAGGGUACUACCCAGGGACCUACCCAGAGUGGACCCAGGAUGGAAGACUGCCAUACCCACCCCAGUACCCAAUGGGCCCAAGAACUCAGAGCCACUAUCAGAAUGAUCCCUACCGUAGAACAGAUCCUCGAUAUGGCUGGUAUGAUGGUCAAAAUUCCAAUUUCCCAGAGGGUGAACGUCAACAAGAGAGGCCGAGUUCUAGGCCUAGUUCUAGAACCAGUCAAUAUUCUGACAGACCUAACUCCAGGCAGGGGUAUCCAGAAGACGCUUCUAGAUUCAGCCGUAGUGCCUAUGAUGAGUACUAUGCAAACUGGUAUAAGACAUACUAUGAUGCCUAUGGAGAUAGGAGCUGGUGGUAUGAUCCAAAUGCUGCAUAUGACCCACGCUACUAUAGCUGGCCAUAUGGGUAUGACCCUGAUGCUGGCAGAAGAAGAGAAGUGUAUGACAACCCCCAAUAUCCAAGCAGGGGAAGAGAGGUAUACAAUGACCAAUGGCAGUACCACCCUGGUUGCGACAAAAGCUUUGAUGAUGAUGGCUGUUGGCGUGACCCAUACGCAGAUGAUACAGACCGGCGUUCAGUACACAGUGAGCGUUCAGUGCACAGUGUGCAUUCCUCACACAGUCGCCGGAGUAGCUUCAGUUCUCGGUCACAACAGAGUCAGCCAGAUCUUGUUAACACUGCCUAUGGUGUUACUGGGACCACUCUCUACAGCCAGUAUCCCGACCAUUCAGAAGCCACAACAUAUAGUCAGAUUCCUCAUACUGAGGACAACACCUGGACGGCCCCAGAGCAGCCUCCACCAAGGCCAUUGACCCCUGAGAAGUUCUCUAUUCCUCAUCUCUGUGCUCGGUUUGGUCCAGCUGGUCAGCUGAUCCUUGUCCAGCCCAACCUGCCAGCUGCUGGUCAACCCACACUCGUGGAAAUCCACAGCAUGGAGACGAUUCUUCAGGAUUCUCCAGAGCAGUCUGAAUUGCGUUCCUUCCCCGGUCCACUCGUCAAGGAGGAGACCCAUAAGGUGGACGUUAUAAAGUUUGCUCAGAACAAAGCCCAAGAGUGUUUGCGAAAUGAUGGCCUCAUCGACAAAGACUCCGCCUACCUCAUCUGGGAGUUCAUUGUGUUGCUAUGUCGCCAGAAUGGGACUGUAGUGGGCACAGACAUCGCUGACUUGUUGCUAAAGGAGCAUCGCUCUGUCUGGUUUCCGGGGAAAUCUCCUAAUGAGGCAAAUCUCAUUGACUUCAACAAUGAUGCAAUAGAGCGCUCUGAGGAAGAGGAGGCGGGGCCAAUCUCCCUCCUAUCAGACACUUUUAUGGGCGUGCCCGAGAAUGUCGGCAAGGAGACCGAGCGCUUCAGAGAACUACUACUGUUUGGACGCAAAAAGGAUGCGCUGGAGGCUGCUAUGAAAAACGGGCUGUGGGGACAUGCACUGUUACUAGCCAGCAAGAUGGACAACAGAACACAUGCCCGGGUCAUGACCAGGUUUGCCAACAGCCUGCCGAUUAAUGACCCAUUACAGACCGUUUACCAACUCAUGUCAGGAAGAAUGCCUGCUGCUGCUACUUGUUGUGGAGAUGAGAAGUGGGGUGACUGGCGCCCCCAUCUGGCAAUGGUGCUGUCCAACCUCACACACACUCUGGAUCUAGACACACGGACCAUAUCAACCAUGGGGGAUACAUUAGCAUCUAAAGGUCUGGUUGACGCAGCGCAUUUCUGUUACCUGAUGGCUCAGGUGGGAUUUGGUGUUUUCACCAAGAAAAGCACAAAGAUGGUCCUGAUUGGCUCCAAUCACAGUUUGCCGUUUUUGAAGUUCUGUUCAACAGAGGCGAUUCAACGCACCGAAUCGUACGAGUAUUCUCAGUCUCUCUGCUCUCAGCCUCUCUCUCUACCCAACUUCCAGGUGUUCAAGUUCAUCUACGCGUGUCGAUUGGCAGAGUCGGGACUUUGCGCACAAGCCUUCCAUUACUGUGAGGUCAUCUCACGUGCUCUCUUGAGAGUACCUGAGUACUACUCAUCUGUGUUCAUCAGUCAGCUCAUACAGAUGUCUGUCAGGUUGAGGUUUUUUGACCCACAGUUGAAGGAGAGGCCCGAGCAGGAGAUGUUUAUAGAGCCCGAUUGGUUAAUCUAUCUCAGACAACUUGAUGGACAGAUCAAGGAAGGUGUUAUAGCUUUCAGAGCAGAUCGCGGUACACCACAGCUGUACGGCUGUAGUACUCCCACUUCCGAGGACCAGUGCAGCCCACCUGACGCCUCGCAUCUGACCUCUGAUCCUCACAAUCCACUCAUGACCACUCUUGUGCCCUCAGCAGGUGUGCAGCUCGUGCCACCAGCCCCUCCCACUAUUCUCCAUGAAGGGGCGGUCACUCUGCCACAGACCCUGCCUCCUGCUGAAAGCGUUCCAUUUUACCCCGUGGCCCCACAGCCAAACUUUGUGGCACCGUACCAGCCUGAAACACAUGAGCAAUACACACCUAUGCCACCUCAAAUUCCUUCACAACGGCCCCCGCAAACACCCACCUACAACCCCACAGAAAUGCCUCCACAGAUGCCCACUGGAAUGCCCCCUCAGAUGUCCCCAACAAUGCCUGUGGCACAAACUGUUAUGGCCCCUUCCUCACCUCAGCAGUUCCCUCAGUCUGUUCAGACAUUCCCUCCUCCUCAGGGGAAGGACUUCUAUGAUGAGAUGGCAGGCAUGGGCAUGGGCAGAAGACCUAGAACCACUUCACAGUCGUCAGCGAACAUGAAUUCAGGUCAUCGGUCUCGCACCACGUCAGAGUCGUCCAAUUAUUCAGGGCGAGAGCGCAGCAGUUCAGUAGUGCUUAAUACGUUUCCACCUCCCCAACCCAUCCCAGAAGCCCCACCUCAGGAAGAACCCAAGAAGACCAAGAAAGACUCUCCCAGGAAGCAGGGUGGCGGCGGCGGCGGCAGUUGGCUGACCUGGUUGUAUCCAAAGCGAAAGAAUGAAGCUCAUCUACCAGACGACAAGAACAAAUCUAUUGUUUGGGAUGAAAAGAAGAAGAAAUGGGUCAAUCUGGAAGAACCAGAGGAAGAGAGUAAACCUCCACCCCCUCCACCUACCAGCUUUCCCAAAGUUCCAAUGGGCAGUCCAGGGGCGGGUCCUCCUGCAAUGGGUGGUCCAGGGGCAGGUCCUCCUGCAAUGGGUGGUCCAGGGGCGAGGCCACCUGUGAAUAUGUUCUCUAGAAGAGCAGGCACUAAGAGUCGCUAUGUGGACGUGUUGAAUCCUGGUCGUGGAGGCUCUAAACCUGCCGCUGCAGUACGGCCCCCUGCUGACCUGUUUGCUCCUCUCGCACCCAUGGCAAUGCCAGCCAACCUCUUUACACCUGCUGCAGCUAUAGAUGAGCAGCAGCCAAUGGAAGGAAGUGUUCCAGACGCCAGUGGGGAAAAUACAGAGCAGACUGGUGCCACUGUACCACAGAUGUUUAAUCCGAACGCUUUGCCUCCCGGUCCAGAGGGAACCCAAUCAGGAGAGCUGUCUCGUUCUAGCUCAAUGAGUUCUCUGUCUCGAGAAGUGAGUCAGCACUUAAAUCAGGUUCCCAGUCAGCCGCCAGCGCAAGGAGCUCCGCCUACAGGGGGCGUGACAUUUUAUAACCCCUCCCAAUUUGCACAGUCUGUUCCUCAAAGUCAUGCUCGACAAGGUCGGUUGGGACAGAGAGAGUACCCCACACUGAAGUAACGUCAUUGCUGUAUUUCUAGAUCAAUUGAUCAAAUUCUAGACCAGAUCAGACUGAAGUUUGGUUUCUGCCUGGACUCCUAGAAGAACUGGCAUCUGGCUCUCAGCCUUCCAAAUAACACUGUCAUAGCCGUCGCUGACAUGAUCAUCAUUUACCCAUAUGGGCAGACAUUCGAGUGGACGGAUCUGGUCCAAACAGACCCUCUAGACUUAUUGUACCCAUUGCGAUCUACCCAUUGUGAUGUUUACAUGGACCAGACGACGCUUCCUCCACAUGAGCAGUGUGAACACAAGUGCAAUAUUGCGAAUUAGCCCCAUGGAGUUUUUCUUAGUAUAGUCUACUCAUUUCUGCAGGGUCUAUGUGCGUGAGUGUGUAUGAACGCGUGAAUGGGGAGGAAAUGUGGGCGUGUCUUGUUGACGGAAGGCAGCCAGUGCAUGUGUCAUUGAGGGCGGUCUGGCCUGUUGUCAUGGGAACAGCGCAACGUACCAGAAUGUUUUAGAUAUUUAUUAAACUUCCUGUCAAGAAGAAAUGGUCGAAAAUGACUAGACGUCAAUGGACAGGAUCUGUAUAUCGCAAUGAUUUUGUGCGAGCAUAUUCAUUAUGUGCGAAGCAAGCCAAUCUCUUAUGUCUACUUUCUGAUGGAGUCUCUAAUUAUGCCAGUUGCGAAUAAUCAUGUAUUAUAUAUGAUUUGCCAAAUACUGUGAUCAUUUGCGUGUUGGCGGGUUUUGCUCAUAAAAUAUCAUUUAUUAUUUUCCUAUUAUAUUGGGGUCCUAUUUCCAUGGCAACAGCGGGGUUUUGUAAUUCUAAAGGACGGCUCUGUUUGAAAGAAACUUGGAUUUUUCCAGUGUGUUUAGAAAUUGACUGUACAAUUCUUGAUAAGUGAUAAUAAAGAUAUU